This is a messenger RNA of Girardinichthys multiradiatus, 934 nucleotides long. It is a transcript of the gene rps6, whose product is annotated as ribosomal protein S6. The coding region runs from base 144 to 893 and encodes 249 amino acids. NCBI's taxonomy places the organism in Eukaryota, Metazoa, Chordata, Actinopteri, Cyprinodontiformes, Goodeidae. The record is from RefSeq and is a predicted model, not a curated record. Gene Ontology annotation, biological process: translation. Gene Ontology annotation, molecular function: structural constituent of ribosome. Gene Ontology annotation, cellular component: ribosome. The transcript is spliced from 6 exons.
GGCUUAAUUGUAACGCGCUUGUCUGUUUUUUGAGUCGCGCUGGCGAACUAGCUAUCGCGAGAACAUUUAGUUCUAUGUGAGAUCACGAAGCGGAUAUCCUGUCUCUUUCCCCUGGCGGACCGUCGUUGGGUUGGUUUGGCAAAAUGAAGCUAAACAUCUCAUUCCCUGCUACCGGCUGCCAGAAGCUGAUCGAAGUUGACGAUGAGAGGAAGCUGCGCAUCUUUUAUGAGAAGCGAAUGGCCACCGAGGUGGCGGCUGACCCUUUGGGUGAUGAGUGGAAGGGCUACGUGGUGCGCAUCAGUGGUGGCAACGACAAGCAGGGCUUCCCCAUGAAGCAGGGAGUACUAACUCAUGGGCGCGUGCGCCUGCUCCUCAGUAAGGGCCACUCCUGCUACCGUCCCCGCAGGACCGGCGAGCGUAAGCGUAAGUCUGUCCGGGGCUGCAUCGUUGAUGCCAACCUCAGCGUUUUGAACCUGGUCAUCAUCAAAAAAGGUGAGAAGGACAUUCCCGGGCUGACCGACAGCACCGUCCCUCGCCGACUUGGUCCCAAGAGGGCCAGCAAGAUCCGCAAGCUCUUCAACUUGGCUAAGGAGGAUGACGUGAGGCAGUAUGUUGUGAGGAGACCCCUGACUAAAGAAGGCAAGAAGUCCAGAACCAAGGCCCCCAAGAUCCAGAGACUGGUGACACCUCGUGUGUUGCAGCACAAGCGUCGCCGCAUUGCUCUUAAGAGACAGCGUACCCAGAAGAACAAGGAGGAGGCCUCUGACUAUGCCAAGCUGUUGGCCAAGAGGAUGAAGGAGGCCAAGGAGAAGCGCCAGGAACAGAUCGCCAAGAGGCGCCGCCUUUCUUCUCUGAGGGCAUCUACAUCCAAGUCAGAGUCCAGCCAAAAGUGAAAUCCAUAAGUGAAAUAAAGUAACAUUUUGCUGAAAAACCA